CUUGAGACAGGAUCUGAGGAAACGGCAGGAGCAACACAAAGAACAAGAAGUAGUUCCACAGAGAGACAUGGAGAAGAUUCUGAAGAGGGUAAAUUGAAAGUUACUCAGAUUUUCACACAAGCUCAAACAGAACCACAUGAACAUAUAACUGAGGAAAAGCAAGGGGAAAUCAGUGACUUAACAUCACCAGGAAAGGAGCAAAACAAGAAUUUUGACAGGGGUUUUGAGGCACAUCUGUCAAGUCAGAGGAUUAACAAAACACUGGUUUUGAGGGACAGCUGUUCACAUACAGACCCAGAGGUUGGAAGUAUAGAAAAACAUGAGAUUGACCUUCAGACAGACAGAAGAACAAGAAUGGCUUCAGUUAAUGCAAGGGUGGAUUCAGAAAGUCCUCCCAACAGCACUCAAACUGAGGUUUUUUUUGAGAGGACAAUAGAAACUAACAAAAUUUAUUCUGGUGAGACUAGUGUCAGAAGGGAGAAUGCUUUUGAACUCACUGGCCAGGAAAGUGCACAGACACUUGUGCUGAUUGAACAAUCUAUUAAACAGUGCAGCGAAACGGACCCAGAAACAGAUCAUUUGCAGUUGGUAUUCGAAGCUACUAUGGAACAAAACUUAAGGAUAAGUAAUGCCUCUGGUGAGGAACAAACGGGAGUAGUUGACAUUCCUUCUCAACCUAGCAUACAACCAGGUCUUGCUUCAAAGUCUGAACCAAGAAAGGCUUUUGUGGAAAGAUUGUCAAUAUCAGAUACUACUAACACCCUUGAACAGACUAGUACUGCUGAAAAAAAUAAAAAGGAGAUAACUGAUGCUGGGUUAGAGCAAACAAUCUUUUUUGUUGAAAAUAAGUUCAGAGACAAUAUUGUAGCUCCUGAAAACGGUUUGCAAAACCAUCCAAUCGGUAUUCAAGGUACUGACUCAGAGACAGCUGAACUUACAGUAGAUGCAAAAUUAAAAGACACUGGAAUUGCGAACACAGAUGUGCACAGAAAAUAUAUUGGCAUACCUGCAGAGGUCGACUCGCAGCAAACUGAAAACACUGACAGCAUGGAUUAUGACCAAAUAAUAGAUGAACAACAAGCCAAUUGUGAAAAUGGCAGCCAAGAGACUAUUAAAUUAGAUGGUGAACCUACUGAUAGUCCAUCAGUUGUUUUUGAUACUGAUGGUAACAGUACAACUAGUGAAGAACUAGAGGAAAGGACUUACCCAUUUGGAAGUAACAGCAGCUUACAUAAAGCACUUCAGAGACAGAGCUCAACAAAAGGAGAAGAUCGGUUUGGAUCGUUCUCCUCCUUAAACUCCUUCACCUCUUCUUUCAAAAGCUCCAAGUUUUCAGUUUUCACUAAAAUGGCAUCAUUUAGGAGAAACAAAUCAUGGACACAAGAACAUCAAACUGAAAGUACCAGCAAAGAAGGGAACAAGAGGCAACAGGUGCGAGGUGCGGAAGAGAAUAAAAUCGAAACCAAGAGCAAUGCAAAUUGUGUCCCAGUGUAUAAGGUGCAUUACCCAAGCUAUAAAAUUCAUCUGCCUCAUCAUGCCAAAGGUAAGAGUGAAUAUCCAGUUUUGGAUGGUUCAGACGAAGAUGAUGAUGUUUUUGAAAGUAGUAGCCCGCUGAACCAAAAUGUGAGUAAAGCAUUUGGGUCUGGAGGACGGCAGGACAUAGAAGGUAUGGAAGAGGUUCAGACGGUGGCAGAAAAUGGUCAUUAUUUACAUAGCAGGAUCACAGACUCUAUGGAAGGAGAUGACAUUAACACAGAGGAUCAAACUACCAAAAUACCUCCCACAACGGAUAGCAGUUGUAAAAAGAGCAGAAGUGCCGACAGCCUUAACCUUAGAAUGAAACGGGCUUUUGCUAAUAAAUCACUCUCCAGUUUCUUUGAAACAAAAUCUGGAGAAAAAGAAAGUGCCCAUCAGCACUCAAAAUCUCACAAGAAGUUCGAUGGUGGUGACAGCAGGUCAAGGCACAUGUCCUGGAAAAGGUUCAUGAGACUAAGCGAAGUGGAAUCCAUAAAGGGGUCAAAUCCGUCGAGCACUUCAAGUACGAGCAGUGGGGAAAGUCAGUUCAUAAGGACACAGUCUCAGGUGCACAGUGAGUAUGCAAGGCGGAUCUCAAUGGAUCACAUUGAUGGUGCCCACCCUUUAGCACUCUCCUCACCUCCGCCCGCUCGGAAGUCAAGCAAAGCUCAGUUUUCAAGUUGCUCCCCUGACUCAGAUUUUAUUGCAAAGCCAGUCGAGCAAAGAGGAAAAAGAACAUCUCCCAAUGGAUUAAGACUUACACUGAUGCCCAACAAUAAUCUGGAAACUGAUGAUGGUUUCAGAACUACACCAAGUCAGUCCAUCCCACACACAUUAAUGAAUCAGUUAAGCCCUACUUGGAACAGGCCUGGUGUGAUCUCCGAAUGCUUCGAUGGUCCUUUCCCUGCAAGGCCUAUGAGUCCUAAACCUCAAAGUCCAAGGUCAAGUUUUCGAAGGAGCUUUCGCAACAGCAACAGAAGUAGCACUUCAUCAUGGACUUCCUUGGAUUCUAGCAGAACAACAGAUGGUGUGUUAGAAAGUCCUGAAAGGCCGUCAACAUUGAAACCAAGGGGAAACCUCCUUCUUUCAGUACAGUCCCUGAAUUAUGAAUGUCAGAAAGAGGACAGUGGAAUUAGCAGUCAAUCACAGACAAGUCUAAAUACGACGUCUUCGGUCAUUGACAUUGCCAAAGAUGAGGAAGUAAGUAAGCACCCAAACCAGCCAGCACAGGAGAUGAACCCAGCUGCUUCAGCGGUCCUGAGGAGCCACCAGCAGAACCACCCACGGCAGCGCCCGUUCUCAGACGGUGGACAGAUGACCUGGCUACCCGGUUGCACUGAGCCAGAAGUGAAGUGUAAACUAGACAGUGAGGACGACAUGGAAGAGUUGUGUUUACCAUCUUACAAGCGAUGCAGCUCAGAUGAGUUGUUGCAGGAAGAAGCAAGGAAGAGGCGGAGGAAGUUGAUUGCAGACGUAAAGAACAGCAGAACACGUCAUGGCAGGACCAACACUGAGACUUGCAAUGAAGUUGGAAUGAGAUUUUCCUAUCUGCCACCUCUCUCUGCUACCUUCAAAAACAUACCCCUGAGAUUUCUUACCUUAUCCCAGAGCACACCGACAGGACUGGACUGUAUAGGGUAUAAACAUUGGAUGGAAACUUCAGUCAUCACCGAUGGUGCACUAGACAAGAGUGUUUUUGCUGAUGAAGCUGGAAGUGAGGAGGAUUUGUACGAGGAUUAUCGGAGCGGAAACCACCGAUAUGGGCACCAAGGAGGAGGCGGAGAGCAGCUGGCCAUCAAUGAGCUCAUCAGCGAUGGCAGUGUGGUCUACGCAGAGGCCCUCUGGGACCAUGUCACCAUGGAUGACCAGGAGCUGGGCUUCAAGGCUGGUGAUGUCAUUGAAGUAGUGGAUGCAACCAACAAAGAGUGGUGGUGGGGGAGGAUCGCGGACAGUGAAGGCUGGUUUCCUGCCAGCUUUGUACGGUUGUGGGUCAACCAGGAUGAACCCAUGGAGGAAUAUCCAGUCAAGGUCGAAGGCGGGAAGCCUGAUGAUCCCAACAGUACUGACCACUGCUCAGCCGCAGGCCAGUCAAAGAAAGACCAAAUGCGGACAAAUGUCAUCAGUGAGAUUAUGAGCACCGAGAAUGAUUACAUCAAACACUUAAAGGAUAUCUGUGAGGGUUAUGUUAAGCAAUGCCGAAAAAGGACAGAUAUGUUCACAGAAGAGCAGUUACGCACAAUCUUUGGGAACAUUGAAGACAUCUACAAAUUUCAGAAAAAGUUUCUUAAAGGCCUGGAAACUAAAUUUAAUAAAGACGAACCCCAUCUGAGUGAGAUUGGUUCCUGCUUUCUUGAAUUUCAGACAGAUUUCCAGAUAUACUCAGAAUACUGCAACAACCAUCCCAAUGCUUAUGCAGAACUCUCUAAACUCAUGAAGAUCAACAAAUACGUUUACUUUUUUGAAGCUUGUCGACUGCUCCAAAAGAUGAUUGACAUUUCUCUGGACGGGUUUCUGCUCACACCAGUGCAGAAGAUUUGUAAAUAUCCACUUCAGUUGGCAGAGUUGCUCAAGUACACCAACCCUGAACACAGGGAUUACAAAGACGUUGAGGCUGCACUAAAUGCCAUGAAGAAUGUGGCCAAACUGAUCAACGAACGCAAGAGGCGGCUGGAGAACCUGGACAAGAUUGCUCAGUGGCAGAGUUCAAUUGAAAAUUGGGAGGGUGAGGAUGUUUUGGCACGAAGCUCAGAGCUUAUCCAUUCAGGUGAAUUGACAAAGAUUUCGCAACCACAGGCCAAGAGUAAACAACGGAUCUUUUUUCUCUUUGACCAUCAGGUGGUCUUCUGCAAAAAGGACCUUCUACGUCGUGACAUCCUGUACUACAAAAGCAGGAUCGAUACAGACAGCAUGGAAGUGGUGGAUGUAGAAGAUGGAAAGGACAAGGACUUUAACAUCAGUGUAAAGAAUGCUUUCAAACUUCAAAACAAGUUCACAAAUGAGAUUCAUCUAUUCUGUGCAAAGAAGUCCUCGGUGAAACAACGAUGGCUUCAGGCAUUUGAAAAUGAAAGAAAACAGGUCCAACUGGACAAAGAGACAGGAUUUGCUAUCACUGAAGUUCAAAAGAAGCAGGCGAUGCUAAAUGCAAAGAAAUCACAUCCAUCUGGAAAGCCAAAAGCUGUAACAAGGCCUUACUAUGACUUUCUGACCCUGCGGCAGAAACAUCCGAUGCUGCCUUCAACCAUUCCCCAACAGCAGGUGUACAUGUUGGCUGAGCCCGCGCAAGCCAUCCAACUUCUGGCAGAACAUCGGGAGACUGACGCCAUUCAAGAAGUGAAGGGGCAGCUUUGUGAAGCCGAUGUAAGGCCUUUCCAAGGGAGCACUUUAGCAACCAGUUGCAAUCAGAAUGAAUGAACGCUCUGGGUGUGUUCAGAUGUGUAUAUACAUAAACGCCACUACAAAGCUGUACUUCUACAAGUUGGCAAUCUCCUCACUGGGAGAAGAUGGCAUUUCCAUCUUCCAUUGACAUUUCUGGUCAGACAACUUCAUGAUAAUCUGACCGUCAGCAAUGCCAGUUAAAGAGCUGCCUAAGUGUAUGUUUACAUCCGUAGCAACAGCCAAGCUCAACAUUCUCCGAAUUCUACAACAUAAGGAUUUUCCUUUCUAUUUUAAACGGGAAAAAUCCUACAUUUUUCAAGAGGGAAGCUGCACCAUUACAAAGGAUAUAGAUUUCUAUUUAACAAUUUGCUGUAUUUGUAAAGGCGCACAGACAUUACGCAACAGCAGAACCGUACUGUCAACAAACAACUAUUUACAGAUUUCUAGUGCUACAUCUUAGCCUUCCUCUGUGCUUUCACUGGAAUGAAACACUGUGUGUGCCUACAUGCAAGUGAUGCAGAUUAUUAUUUAAAACACUUGGUGGAUUCGAACCAAGUUAUUUUGAAUACUUUUUGCCAAUUACUUUUAAGUGUGGGCAAUGCCAAUCUAAUUGCGCAAGAAUGGAUAAUUUUGGGCUACUGGACUGAAACAGUGCUGCCGGUUGCCGGGCUCCUGUUAGAGUUUGUAUGAAUAAUGAAAAAGAGAAGCAGAAAGCUACAAUGAAACAGUAGGUCUACAAUCAUCUCUGCUGCCUGGAAUUUAGCCCAAAGUACGCAGCUGGGAAAAAGGGUUUUGCCCUUGCAUUCAUGCGAUCUUAAAUAAAAUUAGGUUGUGUCACGUGAUCAAUGCUGCACUCACAGUUGGCACUGAAAUAAUCGUGAAAGUUACAUCCUCAAUUUGUUACAGUAUUAACUUGAAAGAAAAAACAUUCGAUUCAGUCAGUGUAUAGGAGGAAAGAGUGACCUGCCAAGUUAUCAUGUCCUAAUGUCUAUAAAUGAGUUGUGUAAAUAUUAACAAAAUGAUUUAUUUAUGUACACUGAAUUCAUUGUACUUGUACUUACUGUUUGGCUUCUCCACAGUCUUUCCAGCACAAAUGCCUUAUUAAGGAAUGCACUUACCCGAUUGCUUGUCUCUUCCUGCCCUGACCCCUUCCCCACUGUAGGAGUGAUAUUACUUCAAAAUUUCUUUGUCAGGGGAAAUUUAGAAAGGUCUUUUUCUGAAAACUAAUGAUUCUAAUGGUGUUUUAACGCAGAUUGGGUUAGAUGCUGCUGGUCCACUUUUACAACCCAGCCUACUCCCUCGACUUCAAGACAACUUUACAAAAAUAAACUAAUACAGUACAUUUACAGGACACGAUGUCAACCCAGACUGUCAAUAUGAAGAACGAUGGAACAUACUUGGGUAUUUUAAGCCAUUGGUCACCAUCCCAAACUGAGAAGACAUCCGGGCUUUCAGUGAACAUUUAUGUAAGAUAGCAUAAAAUAAUUGAGAUUUACACAAAAAUCUAUACAUACUUCUAUUAUUUUCCAUUAAUUCUUGCUAGCAUAGCAAAGUGAUUGUUAAGCCAUGUUAACAAGAUUAUACAUUUAGGAAUCAGUGUAGGUGUGGUAUCAUAAGCCAAAUAUUGAAGCUGAUUCUAUUCAAAAGGAGGAGAAGUUGAAUAAAAUAAUUACCCACCCAACAAAAUACCCCUUUCAGUAGAAAAAUAUAUUGCCCACCCCCCAACGCAAUUUAAAGUUCUAUGCUUAAAUCAUUCUUAUCCUCUUUCUGCCCAGUUACCUUAAUUAGCAAUGGCAAUAAUAAGGUGAGAGGUUUUAUAAUAGACAGAGGCUGUGGAUUCUUGAGCAAAAGUUAAAUCAUGAAUGAAAUAGUCCCUACUAGUCCUUGACCUGAAACAAUAGCUUAGUUUCUGUCCUCACAGAUGUUAUCAGAUGCAUUGAACAUCUUCUAUUUUUGUUGCUGAUUUCUAGCCUGCCCAAAUUGUUACUUCUCCCAGAUCAUGCCAUUUAUAGACACUAUAAAUUCAUACAGUGAGGCCAAUCACGUGCUGACAAGCUAGCCGAGUAUGGAAGGGUCCUCCUUGCCUUACAACGAUCAUAGUCUUACAAAAAUGACAAAAAAACUGUUCUAUAGUCCUCCUUUAAAAGUUACUUAAUCAUCAGUCUUUCUCUAGACUAAGUACUUUAUGUAUUCCCAGUUAUAUUUUCACAUACAUCCCUAAGUUCUGUAAUGCCUUGGGUUUAUGUCCUAGUUCUAGACACAUUAGAAAUGAUGUACAAUUAUUUAGUGAGCACAAACAGAGAAGGAAAUAAUGGAAAGUUCUUCCAUAACUAAUUCCCUGCUUCUUUAAAAAAUUAUUAAGUGUAGGUAUGUAGUUGUCUUUAUUUUUAAGACUUUUUUGUUGUUUUGGAAAUCUUUGGUGAGAGUGAGUCUGUUUUGCUUCAAAGAUGCUCCAGUAAAGGAUCUGCCAACUAAACUGAAGGCAGUUUAACUUGAUAAAUAAAUAUAUCUCGGACUGUAGACAUACUCUCCCAUAAGGAUUUCCCCCUUAAGUGCACUGUUAAUUUGAAUGGUGCCCAGGAAUAUCCAAUGCCCUAACUGAAGGCAAUGAUUUUAUUUCUGCCAAAAAGAUCAAAUUUCUGCAAAGUUUUAGUAAUUGAAAUAAAGGAAAAUAAUUUUCAGUAAAAUAAAAUUCAUAUAAUAAUUAUCAAAUAGAACAAAGGAAGAGGUUGCCUAUUAGAACUUAGAUUCAUAGAAUUUCAACCCUGAUUACUAGUACGAUACAGCAAUGGCAGAGCAAUAUAUUAUUACCUGUGGAGUGAAUUUUACUGGUGGAGUGCAACACGUGAAACCCAUAUUUUGCACAUUUUUCUGCCAGGAAUGAAAUUCAAGAUGUUGAUGUUUUUGGAAGCAGCAAUGGAUGCAGAAAUAAUCAUUGUUCUUGAAAGGAAAGCGGAUAAAUAUUUGAACAAGUGAAAGGAAAGGUGUCAUAAAAGUGCCAAAGAAAGGAGGCAAAGUGAAGAGCUUCCUCAAGACACCAGGGCAGACAUUGUGGGCUUAUGAUACCUUAUCUAACUGACAGUGUGGAAUUAAUGUAGGUCAGAAAAGUCUUUGAAACUUUGUCAAUAUUACUUCAGUGUCAGUAGAAAUACAAACACAAAAUAUUGGUCCUAGGUAAAAGAAAAGGAAAUUAUGAGCACAAUUUUGAACUGUGGAAGAACCUAUUCCCUUGUUUACUUGACUCGUCCUUGUAGUCAUUGAGUUUUGUAAACUAGCUAUUCAACAACUUUACAUUUUGUUCAUUGAGUUUAGUUAGUUCCACACCUUUACUUCCAUUGUUCCUUCUGCAGUUAGACAUUAGAAGAGCUCAGCAUUCAGCUUUUAGCCAGUUAACCUAAUUUAAGGCCAAACCACCCGAUGAACGACCAACAGAAAUUUUCACCUGACCAUCCAGACUCUGAACAGGACAUGCAGAAUAGAUGUCUCUAUUGAAUUUUCAUUAAUUUGGAGGAAAUAAAAUUGUGCGUCUUGAGAACCAGGUAGCAGCCUGUAAAGCUCCAAAUUCAACAAAAGUCUAAUCUUUCUGGAACCUUGUGAAGUCUUACAUAUGUGGCCAAAGUAAACGUACAAGCUCUGCUUGUGUUCUCAGUGUAAUAUCGCCAAUGAAGAACUCAAAUACAGAUUGUACAAUCUAUAGAACAUCUCCAUUAAGUUCACAAAGCUAGAGUUUCCAAUUACGUGUCACUUUAACACUCUGAACAUUCCCACUUUGAUCCUUGUGCCUGGGGCCUCCUUCAGUGAUCCAGUAAAGCUCAAUGUAAGCUUAAGGAAUAGCACCUUAUUUUCUCUCUUUACAAUUUAUAAGCUUCUCAAUUUAAUAUCAAAUUCAGCAGUUUCAUACAAUCAACCAUUCCCAUUUUCCUUUAGAUUUUAUUUUUCUCCUAUAUACACCUGUAGCUACCACUAUCAAGAUUCAAACUUAGUGGCAAUGAAGGAAGAGUGCUUUAUUCCUGAAGCGUGGCUUGGAAGAAUACCUGUGGCUGGUGGAACUCACAUCCACCUUUCGUCCUUCCCUUUUCUGGUGACAGGGAUGAGUUUGAGAGGUACUGUUGGGUGACCCUUGUAGAGUACUCACACUGAAUUUUGUAGGUGGAACACACAGCUGGCACUGUACAGUGAAGGGAAUGAAUUUUGGGGGCAGUGGAUGGGUUAGAAUGAACUUCCUUAUCUUGAGCUCCUUGAGUUUAGCUAGAAAUGUUCUCAUCCACCCAAUUGGAGACCUAUACUUCUAUCUUGUGUCUUACAGAAGAUGGGAAUGUUUCAGGUUGCCAGGACAUGAGUCACCCCUAAUGCACCACAGGAUAUCCAGUCCCUGGGCUACUUCUGUGGGCAUGCUAUUUCUAUGGUUUCUGGUCAAUGGCAGUUUCCAGGAUAUUGAUGGUGAGGGUCUCAGUGAUGACAAUGCCUUCAUUGAGUGCUCAUAGGUUAGUAGAGUCUCUUGUUGAAGAUGGCUAUUUCUGGGCAUACUUGCCACUGAGUGAACGAAUUUCACGACAUAUGCCGGUGAUAUUAAAUCUGAUUCUGAUCAGCCCAAGCCUGACUGUUCUCUGUCUAGCUGCAUGCAAGCAUGGAAUGCCUUAUUUGCUGAGGAAUUGCAAACUGAAUAUUGCACAAUCAUUUGCAAACACCCCCACUUCUGACUUUCUCAGAUGGGAUGGACAUUGAACGUAGGCCCACAAGAGAACCCUGUGGAACAUCUGUACUGGUGUCUAGAGGCUGGAAGGAUUGACAUCCAACAAUAACAAUGAUAUUCUUCUUGUAUAACUCUAAGCAUGGAGUGUCUUCCUUUUCAUGUCUUUUCAAGUUUUCUCAGGGCACCUUGAUGCCACGCUCAGUCAAUCCUGUUCUGGAAUUCAAUUCAGUGGUCCAUGCGAUCAGGAGACAUAAACCAAUGAGUACAUAAGAGAAGAGGCUAUUAUUGAAUGAAUGCCACCUGGUAGGUCUGCCAAUGGCACCUCCCAGCACUUCACUCACCAAUGAGAUUAGAUAGGUUACAUUGUAAUUAGCUGAUCUAAACAUGUCCAUUUUGUAUAACUAGGAAACUUAUAUAUUAUUUUACAGUUGCCAAUGAUGUUCCUGUACUGGAGUAGUUUUUCUAGAGGUGUGGUUAUUCCAAAUAUAAAGGAUAAUAAUACAAAAUAAAUUCACUGAAGUGAUGAUCCAUUUCACAUUUUUGCACAAAGUUCAAUCCAGUUAUAUUUGGAGGGACAGUCCUGUAAGUAAAGGAGAGAUAAGAUGGUGAACCUGUUUGCAGGCCACAGACUAACCAAGUAUUUUCUAAACUAGCAUUAUUCAGCACUGAAAGAGCAUUCUGGCACGUUUUUUCAGUCAAGGAUAGUUUGAGGAGUAGAUAUAAGCCAUUCAGAUAUUUAGCCAAACAGAGUUUAAUCAAAGAUUUGACAUUUAGAUUGUUUGACCCCAAUUUAUUGUACAGCACUAACCAUAAUGUGGGAUUUUAAAUCCACUGAGAUUUCUUUACCUACUGUUACAAAGCAAUGUGCCUAGAAAUUCCAGUAUACCCUGCUGUAAUUAUGUCUAUACAGUGAGGCAAGAUCUGCCUCUCACACUGCAGUAAAGGCUUUGAAAGGAAGUUCAUGUUUUGAUUCAACAUUAUCUCAGCUGUCUGAGGGAAUUCAGCUGAUCUGUGGGAAAGUUAAGGGGCAGUGAAAUUGCCUAAAGAUUCAUGGAGGACUUUCACUACCAUCGGGCCUGGCAGGUCAGCUACAGGGGUCUGAGCCAAUAUUCUCCUGGGUGCACAUUGAUGGGCUCUUCCACUCCCCUCUCACUCUGCCAGAAAGCUCUGCACAAGUCUCCUGCAGUGCCCAAAGGGAGGAUUAGGUAGGGAAUAACAUAGUCCCUCGUGGCUCUGAGGUAGAAAUCACACCAGCAUUGUAGUACUGGAGGAACUCAACAGGUCCUGAUGACAGGUCUCGGCACAAAAAGUUUGUUUUAAUUUCUCUCCACAGAUGUUGUCUGAGUUGCUGAGCUCCUCCAGUAUUUUGUAUUGUUACUCUGGAUUUACAGCAUCUGCAAACUCUCUUGUGUUUGUAACAGGGAGUUUGUGGCUGGACACAGGUUUUGACUGGUUGUUUCAACCAGAAAUACUUGGAACCUUUGUAUACUCUGGGUUACAGUGAUUUUCAGUAAAACCAUUCUGAAAAGAAUUGUUAUCUAAUCCAAUCUCUAGACUGCAGCAUUUUGACAUAAUUUUGUUACAACCAAAUUCUGAGCUCCUCGACAUAGCCACUUCCUUCCUGCUGAAUACUCAGACAUUUCUAGUCAUGGACUUUCUACCACUACAUUGUUAUCCUUUAUGAUUUAUGGCAGAUACAUUGAGCCCGAUUUUGUUUACUUAAAUACAGGAUUAAACCACUGAAUUUGACAACAAAGAUGAAGAAGUGCUGGAACCAGUUUCAUUUCGUAUGCAUUGAGGUGAAACAGUUAACUUAAAGUGAUUGGCUUCAGAUCACUUUCAGACUUUUUUGUAAUUUGUAUGCUGCUUGUACAAGAGCCCACCAUUAUUAAAGCACUGUUUCUGGCACACUGUAUUUGGCAGCUUAGGUGUUAAACCAGAUCUUGACAUGCCCUGAUAAUAAUCAAGAAGCACCAUGUUGUUCUAUCUGUGGUAUGUGUUUAUACAUUUGUUAAUUAAUUAAAAAAAUCAAGGGAAUCAAGCUUCCUAUCGGGCCUUUAUUUGUGAGCAGCAGGAGGUGGCAAUUAUCUGUAGAAGACAGAAGAUAUGAUUAAAUGUUCAUACUGUAUAUAUGGAGGAACUGCCUAUUAUUUUUGUCUGUGGCUUUGAAAUAACUAUCGGCACUACAAUGUUUUAAUGGUAUUUUUGAAACCUGUGGUGUGGCUUUCAAAUUACUAUGAUACUAAUAUAUUUAGCACAUUCACUGUCAUUUUUUGUACAUAGAAUCCUCAUGGUCUCAACCAAUUUUGUAGCUCUUAUGUUCCAGGAGAAAUUAAGUUUAUGGACUCAAUUUUUUUUGUUUCUUUGAUGUGUGCUAAAAGCUUGUGAUAUGCAAGUAGAAUUUACUGAAAAUUACAAGACAGUGUUUGUAAAAAUUUUCUCUUUGUACGUGGAUAGUUGUUUACAUAAACACUUCAAGCACGAUAUGGGGAAUAAAAUGUUUUCAUUGUGCCAAAAACAAAGCUGCUUGAUAUUGAAUGCUUGUGUUCUAUACAGUCCAUGUUAUAA
Molecule: messenger RNA, 12151 nt
Organism: Hypanus sabinus (Atlantic stingray)
Lineage: Eukaryota; Metazoa; Chordata; Chondrichthyes; Myliobatiformes; Dasyatidae
Biological process (GO): intracellular signal transduction
Molecular function (GO): guanyl-nucleotide exchange factor activity; protein binding
Source: RefSeq, a predicted model, not a curated record